Molecule: messenger RNA, 1083 nt
Organism: Solanum lycopersicum (tomato)
Lineage: Eukaryota; Viridiplantae; Streptophyta; Magnoliopsida; Solanales; Solanaceae
Product: probable BOI-related E3 ubiquitin-protein ligase 3
Molecular function (GO): ubiquitin-protein transferase activity
Source: RefSeq, a predicted model, not a curated record
CUUUAAAUGCCAAUUUUUUUCACAAAGAAAGAGAGAGAAUCCUUUCACUGCCCCUUUUUCAGGUUUUCUGUUUCUUUCAAUAAAAACACAAAUAAACACUUCUUCUCAACCCAACCAUUUUUCUUCUCUUCUCUUGCUUUGUUCAUAUGGCUAUUCAAGCGCAAUUGUAUACGGAUAAUCUUGGCUUCUCGUUAGGUAGUUCAAUGGAGAAUGCUUGUGGAUUUAAUCAAUUUUGUUUUGCUACUCAGCAACAACAACAGCAACAGAGUUUUAACCAGAAAUUCAUGAAUCAGAAUUUGAUGAAUAACAACAUGACUGAAUCAAUGCCUUUUUCACAGUUUCUAAUCACUCAGAUGGAGAAACAGAGGAUUGAAAUCGAUCACUUCAUCAACUCACAGAAUGAGAAAUUGAGAUGGAUUUUAAACGAGCAGAAAAAGCAACAACUAGGAUUGAUUUGGAGAAAAUACGAAUCGAGACUUGAGUUUUUGCUGAAACACAAGGAUGAAGAAAUCGUUAAAGCAGGGAGCAGGACAAAAGAGCUAGAAGAAUACUUGAAAAAAAUGGAGAUGGAGAAUGAAGCAUGGCAGAGAAUCGCGAAUGAAAACGAAGCUAUUGUCAUGUCAUUAAACAACACAAUCGAACAACUAAGAGAAAGUGGGUAUUGUUUGUCCACCAAUGGAGAAGAUGCAGAAUCUUGCUGUGAUGUUCAUGAUGAAGAUGAACAAAAGAUGAUUUGCAAAAGCUGCAAUUCUCGAUCUUCGUGCAUGAUUUGCUUACCCUGUAGACAUCUUUCUUCAUGCAAAACUUGUGAUUCUCUUCUCCGUCAAUGCCCUGUCUGUGGAAUACCUAAGAAAGCUGCCAUUGAAGCCAUGUUUUGACCCCCCCCAAAAAAAAAAGCAAAAACUUUGGUAAAUGGGUAGUUAAAUUUAUUAAUUUCUUUUAUGUUUUUCUUUUUAACUCUUUUUUUUUUUUAUGAAAUCCCCUGCUGAUGAAAUGAUGAAUAGUUUACCAGUGUUUAGUGUACAGUGAAACAAUGAGUAUCUUUUUUUACUCUUUUUUGAAGACUUCACUUUUUUACCUUUU